Brenthis ino (lesser marbled fritillary) is the source of this 489-nucleotide messenger RNA. Lineage: Eukaryota; Metazoa; Arthropoda; Insecta; Lepidoptera; Nymphalidae. The record is from the annotation of a GenBank genome assembly.
AUGCAGAUCAUACGCAUUCCGUGUGGUUCGAGCUCAAAAUAUUCCUAUUUCAUCUUCCAUAGUGACAACAAGAGUUCAUGCUUCAACAAGUACUGCCGACGACACUCGAAGAGACCAAAUAUAUAUUUAUCAAUACCUCGUUGUCACAACUCUAAUACGUGCUGUAUAAUAUGUAAACGUAAAAGCUACCUCAUGACUGUACCGAAAGCAGCUCGAACUCAAGCAUUUAUCGAAACUGGAAUAUAUAUUUCUUCGGGAAAAAGAUGUUGUAAAACUCAUAUUACCGGAUUGAUAUUCAGUGAAUUGGCUUUGCAAGUUUUACGCCCUGUUAUUGGCGCCACAAUUCAACCGAAAUCAAGAAACCAAGAGAUGAAUAUGCCUAUACACUACAAGACGCUGCCGCUGAAGGAUGGUCCAGUAGUGAUUCAGAUGAAGAAACCAAUAAGGAAAACUAAAAAAACAUACAUGCUCAAUGUGCCUGAAACUUUC